GUCAUCACUGCCACCCCCUGGUCAUCGCUGUCACCCUGGAGGUCCUACUGUCCCCUGGUCAUCACUGUCACCCCCUGGUCAUCGCUGUCACCGUGCAGGUCCUGCCGCCCUCUAGUUCACCCGUCCUGCUCCCCUGUCCCUCCUGGGCUGCCGUUCCCUUCUCCCCGUGUGUGAAAGACCCCGAGACAACCGAAAACCCAGCCCUCACUGCUGUCCAGACGGCCUGUGUCGGGGCCUCUCAGUCGUCCACCCACACGGCCACUUCUGGAAUUCUGGACCCUAAACGUGUAGAGACAAGUACAGAGACACGUUCGUCACUCCUGUUAGCGUAAAAGCCACAGACUCCCAGCCGUGUGAUGAGGAGCUGUCUGACUGGCACGUCCGUCCUCUCAUCCUCCGCGCAUUCAGCAGGCGCUCUGCCACCCACGCCGCGCGCGCACCCUUGGAGGCCGAGGGGUGCAGCAGACACCCGCCCACCUGCAGGGCAGGGACGGGAAGUGGGGAGUUAGGAAGGCGGGGGCAGGCCUCCACGGUGGGCCAGGGUCGCCUGGGGAAGAGAGGCCCUGGGGCAGGAGGGACACAUGUCUGGGGCGCUGUCUUGUUCCAAAACAUUCCCGUCCCCCCAAAAGGAGACCCGUCCCCAUCAGCAGCCCCUCCCCAGCCCCUGGCGACCCCUGACCCACUUUGUGUGUCUGUGGUUUGCCUGUCCUGCACGUUUCGUAGAACUGAGUCACACACUACUCGUCCUUUGCUGUCUGGCCUCUGUCACGGGGCACCCUGUCUUCCAGGUCCAUGCACGUGGUUGUGUGUGUCAGCUUCGUUCCUUUUCAUGGCCAGGUAAUUUUCCACGUGUGGGUGGACCACGCUGUUUAUCCGUGCAUUCCUGGACUGACACUUGGUUGUUUCUGCCUCUCGGCUGUUGUGAACACACGUGAGCAGGCUUUCUGGUGGACGCGUGCCUGCAGUUCCCGGGGAGGACACCUGGGGGUGGAAUUUGUGGGGUCCAACGUGGUCUUGGGGGCAGAUCCCCAGCCUGGCAGCUGUGUGGGGGAGCUGGGGAGCUCGGGGGCCGCAGAAGCCGCGCAGCACCUCACGGUUGAUCCGUGCUUUGACCCGGGGAGGAGGAGGGGUGCAGGCACCUGCGGGGCUUGCUGAUGGGCUGGGCGUGAGGUUUCAGGAAGACAGUGGGGCCCACCAGGAGUCAAAUCCGAGCUUUGUGUCCCCCCAUGGGGGAGAGGACGGGGACGCCCCAGUGACUCCAGCUUCAGCCCUUGCUGAGCUCUGUUCACCCUUCCUGCCCAUCUGGGGGCUGCCUUCCCCAGCCCUUGUGGAACCUUCUGGCAGGUCAUCCUAUUGGGUUCUGUGCAGGCAAACAGGUACAUGGACCCCAUCGUGACGCCCCAGGACUCCUCACUAAUGCGUCCCCAGCUCCCGCCAGACCCACCCGGAUCCCUGAUCCAUCUGCGGCAGGAUGGACCUCGCAUCCCGCCGUGGCUGCGGCUUCCUUCCUCCCGCCCCCGCCUGUGUACCCAUCCCCUUCAUCUUCGUACCCGGGGACCUCGUGGGAGGAGCUCUGUGGUGUGGGGAACAAAUGCUGGGUCCGGCGCCCUGUCAGAGAGGGUCGUGGCAGGGCAGGAGGCCGCCAACGGGGCGGCAGAGCAGGCGCGGCGGGGCCCAGGGCCAACCCCGAGGGCGGUGUCCUCACGGUUGCCUGUGUGUCCCCACAGCCGAGUGGCAGGUGGCGGAGGCCACGGCGCUGGUCCACACGCUGGCGGGCUGGUCCGUGGUGCAGACCAUGGUCGUGUCCACCAAGACGCCCGGCAGCAAGCUUGUCUUCGGCAAAGGGAACCUGGAGCACCUGACAGAUGUGUUCACCGUGCGUGUGCGUGUCAGAUGUGCACCCUUGAAGGUGACCCCGUCCCCCACUGCCCUCCCGGAUCGCGUGCCUGGGAAGUCGGGGAUAUGGGUGAACACGGCCCACGAAGGCACGUCCGCGAAUGCCUCCACGGGACCAGUCCCGGCACACGUGCGCAAGGAUCAGCCUCUGACCGGACCUUCUCUUUCUGUUAGAAAAGAUCCGAGGGUCCCCCGAGAUCACGUCCGUGUUCCUGAACGUGGAGCGGAUGUCUGCCCCCACCAAGGUGCGUGGACGUCCCUCGCUCGGUUCGCGUGUUGAAGGAGUCACAGGCCGG
This is a messenger RNA of Propithecus coquereli (Coquerel's sifaka), 2192 nucleotides long. RefSeq lists its product as uncharacterized. Lineage: Eukaryota; Metazoa; Chordata; Mammalia; Primates; Indriidae. Bases 1472 to 2176 code for a protein of 234 amino acids. Gene Ontology annotation, cellular component: cytoplasm. The record is from RefSeq and is a predicted model, not a curated record. Gene Ontology annotation, molecular function: ribosome binding; GTP binding. The transcript has 2 exons.